This is a messenger RNA of Alternaria infectoria, 1254 nucleotides long. RefSeq lists its product as uncharacterized. The record is from RefSeq and is a predicted model, not a curated record. The transcript is spliced from 3 exons. Lineage: Eukaryota; Fungi; Ascomycota; Dothideomycetes; Pleosporales; Pleosporaceae. The coding region runs from base 1 to 1254 and encodes 417 amino acids.
AUGCCUGCACUCUUGGGCACCGACGCGAUGCCAGAGGAGGAGCACAACAGUGACGAGGUGCUGGGUGACUCGGAAGGUGGAGAGGAGAACUACGAGGCGUUCGAAACCCCGGCAGCAGAAACCUACGCACACCUCCCCAAGCCCAUCUGCGACAACAUCCACUUCUGCAUCCAAGCUAUUCAGACCAGUCACUCUGAGUGGAAAGACGCCAUCAACGCUAUCAACACCGCAUUCGAAGCGCGAAGAACCUCGCUAGAGGAAGAACACGGCCGAGCCAAAGCCCAAGAAGCCGCCUUUGAAAAGAGAGAAGCGCUCUACAUCCGCUUGCCUACGAACCAAGCCGUGAACCUGGUUCACAACGCUUUGCUUGUGGAACAUGCGCAAGAACGCGUACUCAUCGCGGAUAUGUUCAGGGCGAUUAAGAUUGGGAAGGUGGAUAUGAGAGCUGCGCGGGCUGAUGGACUGACCAAGGCCAAGGAGGUAUAUCUGAGGCAGCGCAAAACAUUCAGCAAGCUGAUCGAGGGCUUGAGUGGUAUGGCUGGGAAGAUGAAAGAUGAGCGAGCCGUUGGAGAGAGGGGAAGUCGGUCGACAGUUUCAUCACUGGCUGUCAGGUCGCCUGCUCCAGCAUCAUACUCUCAGACCACGGCACAUGCACGCACAAUUACUCCACUGCCUCCUAUUCAGAUCGGCAGCAUGGCAACCCUGUCAUUGUUGGAAAGGCGCAGCGGUACAAAUAGCGAGCUGAGGUACUCACCGGGCGCCUCGGCCGCUGCCUCUACAGCUAUGGCCCUCUCCACAGCUCAGAGGCACAAACUCACAUCCACUAUCAAGGAUGUGAUUCGCAACUGCAUUACCGCCAAAGCAUCCAGCGUGUCAAAUUGGCGGGUGGAGAGAAUCAAGUCUAAAACACAGGCGAAGGCGGACACAAAGGCAUUGACGACGAGCUAUGAGCUUUUAUGUUCUCACGGAGAUGACUUCAACGCGAGAGUCACCCUGUUCGAGAGCUUGACAUCCUAUCCAAACUCCCUGCGUCCCUACUUCACCCGCAUCGAAGGUGACAUGGAAAAGGAACUUCUCCUCUUGAAUGAAUGCAGCAAGCAUGUGAACGAAGAACAAGCACGCAUUGAGGGAGAACACAAGGAGCGGAAAAGUAAGGCUUACGAGCGCUGCGCCGAGGAGCAAGGGUGGCAUGAUAGGCAGUUACACAGUCUUCGGUUCCUGGCCAAGACUGCAGGAAUCUCUCUUGACGACUGA